AUGAAAGUUGACUUCCAAGAACUUGUUCAUCAGAAACUUGACUGGGAUGACACCAUUCUAGACAAUCUGCGUCCAAUCUGGGAAUCAAUUUUCAAUUUUAUCAAGGAACUUGAUGCCAGCCACUCAAUGGUUUGUGUCGCAAUCUACGGAAGAUUUCUCGGACGUAAUGGGCAAUACUCCUGUCAACUCCUUUUUGGCCGAACAAGAUCUGUGCCAAAAGAUUUCACCCAACCAAGGACAGAAUUGUAUGCUGCAGUUAUCAACACUCAUACAGGAGAAACCGUAAGACGUGCUUUGAAAGAAUGGGAUCAGUCAUCAAUAAAGUUCACUGACAUCCAAAUCGUUUUACAUUGGAUUGAAAAUGAAGAGAAGCCUCUUAAGCAGUAUGUACGAAACCGAGUUGUAGAGACAAGAAGAUUCACAGAGAAAAGUCAAUGGUUUUAUGUAAACACCACCAACAUGAUUGCAGAUAUCGGUACCAGGAAAGGGGCAACCAUCAAGGACAUAUCUGAAUCAUCACCGAGGAUCAAUGGAUCUGGCUGGAUGCGAGGAGAUCAAUCUCAAUUCCCUGUCCUAAGCGCUAGAGACCUAUGUUUAAAUGAUUCGGAAAUCAAGGAAAUCAGCAAGGAAACUUUCUACGUCACCAGGAAGGAAGAUCAAGGAUUUUCAGAGCGAUACUCAUUUUCAAAAUAUCUGAUUGACCCAAGUCGCAAGAACUUCCACACUAUUGUUCGAAUACUUGCUUACGUCAUUAAAUUCUGUGAUGCAAUCAAAAACAAGUGCUCAUCAACCAUCAACUUUGUCAGGUCAAUACAUCUCACUGAAACAGAAAUUCACCUAGCAGAAUCGUAUUUCUUUAAAAAGGCAACUCAGGAGAUUCUGUAUUUCGUCGAUCCACGUAAAUACGAACCCAUCUCAACACUCAAGGAUGGAAUUCUGAUGUACAAUGGUCGUAUCUUGUCAAAAAGCAAUGCAACAAUUGUUGGAAGAUUCACUAAAGCUAUCAUCAUCUAUGAUGUUCACUGGAACAGAAAAUCAAGCAAACAUGCUGGGAUUGAGACAGCCAUUAGGGAGGUCUUAAAGAAAGUCUAUGUCAUUGAUUGUCCUCCAUUAGUGAAGAUGAUCAAGAAGUCGUGCAUCAAAUGUCGCCUGAUCAACAAGAAACAAAUUCAAGCCAUUAUGGGCCAGAUUCCUACAUCAAGCAUGACCAUUGCACUUGCGUUCUAUAACACUCAAUUGGAUUUGAGUGGUCCUCAUCAGUCAUUCUUAACUGCUCACAAGAGGACCACAGUCAAGAGGUUUGUUGUGUACCGUUGCUGUUCAACUUCAGCUGUGAUGAUCAACGUAAUGGAUGAUUACUCAUCGAUAGCAUUCAUACAAUCCUUCACCCGCUUUUCUACCAGAUAUGGCUUUCCGAAGAAAGUGUUCUGCGAUGAAGGUUCUCAACUCGUUAAAGGAUCAAAGACCAUGAAGCUGAAUUUCACAGAUAUAAAAACACAAGUGUUCCGAGUACGAAGCGUGGAGUUCGAGACAUGCCCUGUCGGUGGCCACAACGUUAAUGGAAAAGUGGAGAGGAAGAUAAAGGAAAUCAAUCAAUCCUUAGAAAAAGCAGUCACCAACCAGAGGUUUUCCAUCCUACAGUGGGAGACACUGGUAUCGACUAUAGCAAACACAAUCAACAACCUUCCGCUUGCUGUUGGCAACGUUGUGGAAGUCGGGAACAUGGAUCUCAUCACCCCUAACAGCUCAUUCUUGGACGAAAUAACAAUAGAAGCCCUGUUGGAAAUCUAA
Molecule: messenger RNA, 1791 nt
Organism: Hydractinia symbiolongicarpus
Lineage: Eukaryota; Metazoa; Cnidaria; Hydrozoa; Anthoathecata; Hydractiniidae
Exons: 3
Coding region: 1-1791 (596 amino acids)
Biological process (GO): DNA integration
Molecular function (GO): nucleic acid binding
Source: RefSeq, a predicted model, not a curated record